Suillus bovinus is the source of this 774-nucleotide messenger RNA. RefSeq lists its product as uncharacterized. The annotation marks the transcript as partial. NCBI's taxonomy places the organism in Eukaryota, Fungi, Basidiomycota, Agaricomycetes, Boletales, Suillaceae. The record is from RefSeq and is a predicted model, not a curated record. The transcript has 2 exons.
GGCGCACAUGGCGGCUAUCACGAAUUUCCACCACAAGAAUAUGAUCAGACCCAAUACGCCACAGAGUUCGAAGAGGCUGGACUCGCUGACGAGUAUGCGUAUGAUCAGCCUCAUGUGCCUCAGAUGUACGGCCCCCUUCCCGGUGGCGUACCACCGAAUGUACCAUAUCCACAGCAAUUUCAAUUUUUCAAUCAGCUUCCGUUCCAUGGGAUGGAUGAUAUUGGGUAUCAGUACGAGACACCGUUCCAUACCAUGAUGCCAGGUCCUGUGCCACAGGAGGACGUCAGGAACAAUCUUGUAGGACUGCCCCCCUCAGUGCCUCAGACUCACAUGGGCCCAACCUUGCCCCCCGCCCCAACUACAGAGACCACCAACCCGAUGACGACGAGUUUACGGAACAGUCCCGCGUACAGGAUGUCGGAAGUUAGCGGUCCCUCAAUGCUAAGUCCAUUGAACACAAGCGGUGUGACUGUACACAGCCACUCUCAAGCGACGCCCCUAAACAGGGCGUCUCAGAGCCCAGGCUUUUACGGCCCGGAUUCUAUGACAGCAACGAGCUCCCGGCGAUCCCCAAUAUCACCAUCGCAGAAACGUCCCUUGGAAUCUUCAGUGGACGAUACGCUGGUGUGUAAUAUCUUGAAUUUGGUGAGGAUAUCGUUAAUAGCAUCGUCCAGCAUGGACGGAGGGUUGCACCACGCAUCGCCGGCGCCUCUAAUGUCUACUAUGUGCCGUCGUCUGGAGGGACUAGUAUCAGUGCCUCGUCGAUCUCAUCAA